This is a messenger RNA of Micropterus dolomieu (smallmouth bass), 2206 nucleotides long. It is a transcript of the gene plrg1, whose product is annotated as pleiotropic regulator 1. Bases 144 to 1685 code for a protein of 513 amino acids. Lineage: Eukaryota; Metazoa; Chordata; Actinopteri; Centrarchiformes; Centrarchidae. Gene Ontology annotation, molecular function: protein binding. The transcript has 15 exons. Gene Ontology annotation, biological process: mRNA splicing, via spliceosome. The record is from RefSeq and is a predicted model, not a curated record. Gene Ontology annotation, cellular component: catalytic step 2 spliceosome; precatalytic spliceosome; Prp19 complex.
UACUUCCGGGUCGUGUGGUCGUCGGUGUUUGGUGAUGGGCAUGUUUUCACGGUUGUGAUAUAUGUUUGAGCGCGACCAAGCUACAAUCGUUGAAAAAGUAUUUUCUUCAACUGCGGUGUUUUUUCUGUGUUUAUAUCACCACGAUGACUGAGGAUGUCCAGAAGCACUCAGUCCACACACUGGUUUUCAGAUCUCUCAAAAGGACGCACGAUAUGUUUGUGUCCGACCAUGCGAAAACCAUCGCACAGGAUGAUGAAAGCUUCAAGUUAAAGAUGGGUGUGAAACUGAAAGCGGAAUAUGGUGCAGUUUUACACAUGCCUGUCCUGAAGGAAGGGAAAGACAGAGUCUCACUGCUUCCUGGCAGCAUGCAAGGCCACCAGGGCUACACGCAACCAGGGGAUGACCCAGACUACCUGAUCACUGGGACACACGCUUAUCCCUCUGGACCUGGAGUGGCCUUGACUGCUGACACAAAGUUGCACAGGAAUCCAAGUGAGGGAGGUGUCCACUCCAUGGCACUGGCUUUGCCCCCCUCACAGGCCAGGCAGGACGUAAGCCGCACCGCUGCUAGUGUUGGUGACAUCCAUCGGCAUGCAGGAGCAGCGGAGAGGUCUCACCCUCAGUCGUCUGCUGUGUCUCUCUUGGAGGGAGGCGGCACCAGAAAUUCUUCGCUAAUGAGGAAAGCUCCAACCAUGCCUAAACCCCAGUGGCAUCCACCAUGGAAGCUGUUUCGGGUCAUCAGUGGUCACCUUGGCUGGGUGAGGUCCAUCGCUGUGGAGCCUGGGAAUCAGUGGUUUGUCACAGGGUCUGCUGAUAGAACCAUAAAGAUCUGGGACCUGGCCAGUGGGAAACUGAAACUCUCCUUGACUGGACACAUCAGUACAGUGCGAGGUGUGGCGGUCAGCACUCGCAGCCCUUACCUGUUCUCCUGUGGAGAAGACAAGCAGGUCAAGUGUUGGGAUCUGGAGUACAACAAGGUCAUCAGGCACUACCACGGACACCUUAGUGCUGUGUAUGGUAUAGACCUACAUCCAACCAUUGACGUGCUGGUGACGUGCAGCAGAGAUGCCACAGCAAGGGUGUGGGACAUCAGGACAAAAGCGAACGUGCACACACUAACGGGCCACACCAACACUGUUGCCACAGUGAGAUGUCAGGCUGCAGAACCACAGAUCAUCACUGGCAGUCACGAUUCAACCAUCAGACUGUGGGAUUUGAUUGCUGGAAAAACCAGAGCGACUCUGACAAACCACAAGAAGUCUGUCCGAAGUAUUGUGCUGCACCCCAGACAAUACACGUUUGCUUCUGGUUCUGCUGAUAACAUCAAGCAGUGGAUGUUCCCAGAUGGCAACUUCAUCCAGAACUUGUCGGGCCACAACGCCAUUAUCAACACUCUGGCUGUCAACUCUGAUGGCGUGUUGGUGUCUGGAGCUGACAACGGAACCAUCCACAUGUGGGACUGGAGGACAGGCUACAACUUCCAGCGGAUUCAUGCAGCUGUGCAGCCUGGAUCUCUGGACAGCGAGUCCGGCAUCUUUGCUUGCAUGUUCGACAACUCAGAAAGCAGGCUGAUCACCGCUGAGGCUGACAAGACCAUUAAAGUAUACAAAGAAGACGACACUGCCACGGAAGAAAGCCAUCCAAUCAACUGGAAACCAGAAAUCCUCAAGAGAAAAAGAUUCUAAUGAUUUUAUAUUUGUUCCUCUUUAUCACAGUAACGUUUCAUUUUAUUUCUACCAAAUCUCCUGUUGUAGAUAUACGUCAGGUUUUUCUUGCUACUACUUUUUCCAUCAGUCAAACUUCUUCAUAGCUAACGUGUCUAACAGAAGCAACCACAUCCCGAUAUGACGUUCAAUUGUCCCGUUUUAUUCUAAAAACCAUUUGCAGUCGUCGUUGUAUGACAUUAGUCCGGUAAAGUGGCCAUUUUGGAGUGCCAGGAACCUCCCCUGAGUGUUUGUUCUUGAUGAUGACUGCUCUCUGAUGGCUAUGGUGUGUCUGAUCGACCACUCCUUAUAUACAGACGGAUUGGCCUCAGAGUAGACCUGCUUCUGGCUGCAGUGUCGAAUAAAUUGUUUGUGAAAAUUUUUUUUUGUAUUUACUCAACAGAAUUGCCAGUUGUACAGAUGUGGAAACAAACAUUGCCCUUUUUCUGGCUGAAAAUGUGAAGUUUAUUUUGCUCCAUUUAAUAAAGACCACAUUUUUCACA